AUGCAACGCGUGACGAUCCAGUACACCGGCCGUGUCCAGGGGGUGGGCUUCCGCUUCACCGUCCGGGACAUCGCGCUGGGCCUGGGGCUGGUCGGCUGGGUGCGUAACAACGCGGACGGCUCGGUCACCCUGUGCGCCCAGGGGAGCGGGGACCAGAUCGAAGCCCUGCGCAUGCGGAUCCGCGAGUCCGGCGUCGGGCGCAUCGACGGGGAGACGGAGAUCCCGGACGCGUCGACCGCGCCGACACCCACCAUGCUCGUUCUCUUUGACAUCGACGGGACCAUCCUCCGCACCUUCGGCCUCGGCGUCCGCGCCAUGGGCCACGCCGGGCGCGAGCUCCACGGCCAGCACUUCGACGAGAUGCGCGUGGAGUACGCGGGCCGUCUCGACCCGCUGAUCAUCGCGGACCUGCUCGUGGCGCACGAGCUGGAGGUCCACGAGGACGCCGUCACGGAUUUCCGCGCGAUGUACGGCAAGCACCUCGGCCUCAUCCUCGAGCAGACGCCCGCGGAGCUCUGCCCGGGCGUGCACGAGCUCAUCGACGCGCUCGAACAGACCGACGGCGUCACCCUGGGCCUGCUCACCGGCAACUACCCCGAGACCGGCGCGGUGAAGCUCCGCUCGGGCGGGAUCGACCCCGAGCGGUUCAUCAUCCAGGUCUGGGGCGAGGACUCGCCCCACGACCCGCCCGCGCGGACGCACCUGCCCCCCGUCGGCAUCAGCCGCUACCUCGAGAAGCACCAGCGCGAGAUCGACCCCCGGGAUGUCGUCAUCAUCGGCGACACGCCCGAGGACAUCGGCUGCGCGAAGGCGUCGGGGUGCCGCUGCAUCGCCGUCGCGACGGGCAAAUACUCGACGGGCGAGCUGGCCGAGGCCGGCGCGGACCUGGCCGUCGAGGACCUCUCGGGCACCGAGGCCCUCGUCGGCUGGAUCACCCGGGCCGAGGGCGAGCCGAACCGGAUCCUGACGAUCGACGUCGUCCGGGGGGUGGCGCUGCUGGGGAUCUUCGCGAUGAACAUCAUGACGUUCGCGAUGCCCUUCGCGGCGUACAUGAACCCGACCGCGUACCCGCCGGUCCCGUUCGAGGGCGUCAACCGGUGGACGUACUUCAUCGUGCACUUCGUCUUCGACAUGAAGAUGAUGACGCUCUUCUCGAUGCUCUUCGGCGUGGGCGUGAUGGUCUACGCGGAGAAGAUCAGCCGCGGGGCCGAGGUCUCGGCCGUGCGCCGCCUCUGGUUCAAACGGAUGCUCAUCCUGCUCUGCAUCGGGAUGGUGCACGCGUACUUCAUCUGGGAGGGCGACAUCCUCGUGUCCUACGCGGUCGCGGGCAUGGCGCUGCUGUGGUGGCUCCGCCGGCUGCCGGCGUGGGCGAUGGUGCUGAUCGCGGUGCCCUUCACGAUCUUCCCGCACCUGAUGUGGGCGCAGCAGGGCGUGGCGUAUCACUUCAUGCACGUCGCGGAGUCGCCGCCGGACUGGUUCAUUCAGGCAACGGGGAUCGACGAGCCCGAGAACCGCGAGAAGCUGCUGACCAACCUCGAGCCGCUGCAGGAGAUGAUGGCGCCCACGCCGGAGCAGACCGCGGAGCUGGAAGCGACGUACCGCGGCGGGUACCUGACGCUGCUCCCGUACCGCGCCGAGCAGUCGUUCUAUAUGCAGGCGUUCAUGAUCCCGCUGUUCAUGCUGUGGCGAGCCGCCGCGAUGAUGCUCAUCGGCGCCGCGCUGUACAAGUGGCGCGUGGUCACGGGCGAGCGGAGCACCUCGUUCUACGUGAAAUUCACAGCGUUGAACUACCUCGUCGGCGUCCCGCUCCUCGUCGGCGGCAUGCUCUACAACGACUCGAUCGAUUUCUCCCCCGGGCUGCUCAUCGCCAUCGGGAUGCAGUUCAACGCGAUCGGUUCCGUUCCCAUGGCCAUGGGCCACAUGGGCCUGAUCAUCCUGAUCGCCCGCGCCGUGCCCACCGCGCUCAUCGUCCGGAGCCUCUCGGCCGUCGGACGCAUGGCGCUGACGAAUUACCUCAUGCACGGGAUCAUCGCUUCGAUCAUCUUCUACGGCUACGGCUUCGCGCUGUACGGCCAAAUGGACCGGCUCGAGCAGCAGAUGGUCGUCGUCGCGGUCUGGGCCGCGCAGCUGAUCUGGAGCCCGCUCUGGCUCAAGCACUUCCGCUUCGGCCCCGCCGAGUGGGCGUGGCGGAGCCUGACCUACGGCAAGCCGCAGCCGAUGCGCCGAGCGGCGCCCGCGAUGCAGUCGCCCAGCGCGAUGAAGCGCGGGUUGAACUGGUUGAGCGCGCCGCAGUCCGGGCAGACGAUGCCCUGCUCGCCCGCCGGCUCGCCUUUGAGCGACGUCCCGCACGUCCAGCACCGCUCGCCGAUCACGCGGUUGGCCGUCUUGUUGACCGUCAUCGUCACCGCAGCCAGCGCGACGCCGACCACCGGGAGCGUCAGCCACGCCGGGCUGAGCGAGAUCACCCCGAACGCCGCCAACGGGAUGCCGAUGACGUACACGAUCAGCCGCAG
Symbiodinium necroappetens is the source of this 2513-nucleotide messenger RNA. NCBI's taxonomy places the organism in Eukaryota, Dinophyceae, Suessiales, Symbiodiniaceae. The record is from the annotation of a GenBank genome assembly.